Messenger RNA from Volvox carteri f. nagariensis, 510 nucleotides. RefSeq lists its product as uncharacterized. The record is from RefSeq and is a predicted model, not a curated record. Gene Ontology annotation, molecular function: monooxygenase activity. The coding region runs from base 1 to 510 and encodes 169 amino acids. The transcript has 4 exons. Lineage: Eukaryota; Viridiplantae; Chlorophyta; Chlorophyceae; Chlamydomonadales; Volvocaceae.
AUGACCCAUGGGUCGCAGAAUGCGUGGGUUCACGGCGGGUUGCUGCUUGUGGGGGACGCGGCCCACGCGGGCAGAGCGGAUGGCCAGGGCGCUAACAUCGCUUUCGAGGACGCGGCGGUGCUCGGCGCGCUAGUACGACAGAACGGCCUCGGCCACAAGGCGUUUGCGGCUUGGGAGGAGGUCCGGCAGCCAAGGGUGCGGGACAUCCUCUGGGAUCCAAAACCCGAUGGCGCGACAAGGUCCGCGCUCAUUCAAAACUCUGCGUUCGAGCAGCUGUGGUGUCCUCUGCGAGUGGCGGCGGCUCUGCCGGCGGGCGUGCGACAGGAGGUGCAGGAGGCGGUCGCCCGCGGUGGUGUGGAGGCCGGCCGUCAGGUGGUUAUCAACUGGUCGCAGCGGGCAAUACGUGAACUGGUGGAAGCCAAGGCGCCUAUCGCUUCCGGUAGCAAUCUGGCUCUUGAUCCACAUUAUCGCUUCUGGCCGGAGCUGUUGUUGGGUGUUUCUGUUCGAUAA